This is a messenger RNA of Aegilops tauschii subsp. strangulata, 471 nucleotides long. RefSeq lists its product as uncharacterized. The record is from RefSeq and is a predicted model, not a curated record. NCBI's taxonomy places the organism in Eukaryota, Viridiplantae, Streptophyta, Magnoliopsida, Poales, Poaceae.
AUGGACGGCGACAGCGGGCUUAACAUCAUCUACAUCGGCACCUUAGAGGCGAUGGGCAUCAUGAUGACCCGGCUUAGCAAGAGCAACAUGCAGUUCCAUAGGGUAGACUUCAGAAGCGCUUACCACGCCAUCCUGGGUAGGCCCGCCUAUGCACGUUUCAUGGCUCGUCCAUGUUACGUGUAUCUUAAACUCAAGAUGCCAGGGCCUAGAAGCGUGAUCACUAUCACAUGCAAUCGGAAGUUGGCCGAAGAGUGCCUCCAGAAGGGCUCCCAGAUCACUGAUGAGCAGAUGGCGAUGGCCGAGUUGGACGAGUACAAGAAGGCAGCAGACCCGAGUGAACUUUUGAAGUCUAAGAAGCUGACUGUGGAAUCCGCUUUCCAGUCAGGAGGGGAGACGAAGCCGGUGCACAUCCAUCCUGAGGACCCGAAUGCUGCCCCGACCAACAUCUCCACCACCCUGGACAGCAAAUAG